AUGAAAUCCCUGACGAUCCGUUGUACGACAAAGCUCAAGGAUCAUCUUGGCUACUUCGACCCUCUUUCUUCAUUGCUUGGACAGUUUCCCAAUGUCAAGAGCUUAGUCGUCAAAUACACCCCAUGGAGUGAAGAAGCUGUUUGGGUGGAGCGAGACCCUUGCAACCAGCAAUACACCGGGAUCUUCAAGAUGGAAAAGAAGGGCAUGAUACGUGGUCCGGGUAUACAUUUCUCCCACUUUACCGACGAGCUGAUAACAAUAGCCCCUCAACUCGAGUACCUGGAGUUGGUCUGCCCAGGCACUGAACAUAGUGGUCACCCUAGUUUUCGUGCUCCGCUGCGGACAUUGCAACAGUUCACUCAGUUGAAGCGUCUCUGUAUUCCACAGGGGGCUUUCACUCUUAGGACAUAUGGGGAACCCUUUCACAUCUACCGCAUUGCAUCCAGCCCGCUGGAUGUUCUACCGCCAACUCUGGAGUAUCUCUGCAUGUCUCACCCGAGCUACCAUAUCAUUGCGUGGCUAGGUGAUAUUCUGAGGUACCGUGAUUUGCUACCCAAUGUCAAGCUGGUUGAGAUGGACCUUAGUGAUGGCACUCCUGAUGUAGCCUCAGACUACGAUGAUGAGAUGCGUAAGAUUGGAUUUGCGCUGUACAACGCUGGCAUAGAUAUACGGGUGAAGAAGUAA
Molecule: messenger RNA, 684 nt
Organism: Pyrenophora tritici-repentis Pt-1C-BFP
Lineage: Eukaryota; Fungi; Ascomycota; Dothideomycetes; Pleosporales; Pleosporaceae
Source: RefSeq, a predicted model, not a curated record